AUGACGACCGAAAGGAGAAGUUCUUCCUCAACCAAUUUCGCAACUACCGAUGAGGAUAUGGUUACAGCUAAAGAGCCUGAGUCUAAGACCAAUUCACUCGGUUAUAUUCUUGAAAUGAAACUCCCAAGAGAGUAUGCGGAGUACGAGAAUAGAGAAAAAGCAGUUGCAUUGUUGAAGUCACGAAGAGGCUUGAUGUGGCUGUUUGUAGUUGAUACUGCCAAGCACUAUUCUAUCCCAGAAGAGGAAGUGAACCUCGAGGUGAUCAGAUGUCGUUUUCUCAUCAGCCAAGGUCCCCAUAUGUUUGAAGAUUGUUGCUGUGAAUGGUGUGCCGGAACACUAGAGACUGAAAAGCAAGGCAGUGUACCGACAGGAAGAAAAUCUGGCUGUAGGCGAAAGUAUCUUAAGGAUACCCAGGUUCCACUGUACUUUUGA
Messenger RNA from Botrytis porri, 432 nucleotides. RefSeq lists its product as uncharacterized. The transcript has a single exon. The coding region runs from base 1 to 432 and encodes 143 amino acids. NCBI's taxonomy places the organism in Eukaryota, Fungi, Ascomycota, Leotiomycetes, Helotiales, Sclerotiniaceae. The record is from RefSeq and is a predicted model, not a curated record.